CGGCUGAGGCCUUAGCCAGGUGUCAGGAUGCAGCGCCCUGGGCCCUUCAGCACCCUCUACGGGCGGGUCCUAGCCCCACUGCCCGGGCGGGCUGGGGGCGCGGCAUCUGGAGGAGGCGGGAACACUUGGGGCGUGCCGGCCUCCCAUGUGCAGCCGCCUGGGUGCGCUCAGCCAGGGAUACUCGGCGCGGGACAAGCAAGCACUCACGGUGUGGAAGCCAGCAGCGUCUUCCCGGCCCCCUCCACGAUGUCCAAGGCCGAGGAGGCCAAGAAGCUUGCGGGCCGUGCGGCGGUGGAGAAUCACGUGCGGAAUAAUCAAGUGCUGGGAAUUGGAAGUGGUUCUACAAUUGUCCAUGCCGUGCAGCGAAUAGCUGAAAGAGUGAAGCAGGAGAAUCUGAACCUCGUCUGUGUUCCCACUUCCUUCCAGGCCCGCCAGCUCAUCCUGCAGCACGGCCUGACGCUCAGCGACCUGGACCGGCACCCAGAGAUUGACCUUGCCAUCGAUGGUGCUGAUGAAGUGGAUGCCGAUCUCAAUCUUAUCAAGGGUGGUGGCGGCUGCUUGACCCAGGAGAAGAUUGUGGCGGGCUACGCCAGUCGCUUCAUCGUGGUUGCUGACUUCAGGAAAGAUUCAAAGAACCUUGGGGAUCAGUGGCACAAGGGAAUUCCCAUUGAGGUCAUCCCCAUGGCUUAUGUUCCAGUGAGCCGAGCUGUGACUCAGAGGUUUGGGGGCGUGGCUGAACUUCGCAUGGCCGUCAACAAAGCAGGCCCCGUGGUGACGGAUAACGGGAACUUUAUCCUGGACUGGAAGUUUGACCGGGUGCACAAAUGGAGUGAAGUGAACACCGCUAUCAAAAUGAUCCCAGGUGUGGUGGACACGGGCCUGUUCAUCAACAUGGCUGAGAGAGUCUACUUCGGGAUGCAGGAUGGCUCCGUGCACAUGAGGGAGAAGCCUUUCUGUUGACCCUGCCAGGAGCGCAGCGUGUUCACCUCGCGCCCCAGCCCCAGCCCGCAGCCAGGUGGACGCGCCUCCGCAGGAGCCUUUGCCUUAACGUACCCGUGCCAGGGGCAGCCGGUGGGGUUCAAUCAGUCUUCUUGUAUUGUUAUUAAAUGUUUUUUUAAAAAGAGAAAUAUGAACAUAUAUUUUUACUAUUAAAAGUACUCAGUUUUUAAAAUAAAGUACAACUUGAAUUCAUGGUUUAUAUAAAACAUUUGCCAAAAAGGGGGUGGGGCCUGUCUUUUAAAUGUUUAACUUGAGCCUGCUGGUUAAACUUCUGAAUACUGUUUGCUGAGGGUUGUAAACCGAAAUUUUUCUGUAACAUGAGAAGAAGGGCCAGCCAGCGAUGCCCCUGCCUGCCCGGAGCGCGGCGCUGCUUCCCGCCACACUCCUCCUCGGGUCCGAGUUGUGCCGUGUCACGCACAGUGCCUCGUCACACUUCUGACUGCGGUGUGCGUGACCCCGCGUGCACUGCCGGGGACGCGUGCUGGCCUCCUGUGAAGGUCGGGUUCCUUCGGAGCCCUGCUGUGGGAAGCACUUGGCCCGGAGCACGUGCUAGUACUGCUGUGAAAUGUGAGGCUCUUGUAAACGAUUGUCUGUUUGUUACUGUUUUAUUUGUUCUUUUAUAAUUACCUGCAUGGCUCAGCAUCAGAAGUCUCACCUCUUUAUAUUGUGUGAGGGUUGAAAUAAAACA
Messenger RNA from Molossus molossus (Pallas's mastiff bat), 1687 nucleotides. RefSeq names its product ribose 5-phosphate isomerase A (gene RPIA). NCBI's taxonomy places the organism in Eukaryota, Metazoa, Chordata, Mammalia, Chiroptera, Molossidae. The coding region runs from base 28 to 960 and encodes 310 amino acids. The transcript is spliced from 9 exons. Gene Ontology annotation, biological process: D-ribose metabolic process; pentose-phosphate shunt, non-oxidative branch. Gene Ontology annotation, cellular component: intracellular membrane-bounded organelle. Gene Ontology annotation, molecular function: ribose-5-phosphate isomerase activity. The record is from RefSeq and is a predicted model, not a curated record.